AUGGCUUUGGAUCCUCGUUCGUUGGGCUUUCUGUUCGAUCUGAUUUUGAGCUUUUUCAAGCAGGAAUUUGACUGUUCGGACUGCGGGGCUUUUAUGACCACUUUCGGUGAGUGUUGGGCUCAAAUUCGAGCCACGUUCUCAGCGUGUGAUGCACUCUUCGAGACGUUGUUUAUGCCAUUUUUGAGGAGAAUCUGAGACUUGCAUUUGAGCAUUUUCACCGAAAAGUUGAGCCUUGUUUCAGUUGUGAACAACAUAACGUUGGAAUACACUGAUUACGCCUUUCCCAAACUUGAGGAAGCCUUUUUGAAGGUGCCAAUCCGAGAAGAUUCGUUUGAAAUUCCGAUGUGUGAGAAAGUGACGGAUAUGAACGCGAUUAACUUUACAAUGGUCCCGUAUCACGACAACAACGCCCAACAAAUGAUUUUACAAUUCAAGAGGUGAGCAUUGUAAGAGUUGGUCUCAAACUUUUUCAACCCUUUUUAAUGACGUAUGUAAAUUUUAGUGGCAAUGAUAGACUGUGCCAAUUGAAGUCCCCUUGGCCCAUUGUGGACGACAAUCUGCCAAGGGCAAUUAGUGUGUAAGUUGGCAUGUAUGUAAAAGUAAAAUAUUAGGUUUGAAGGGCUUCGAGUGCAAUGUUUGAAUUUUACAGGGUGGGGCAUCUUUGUGGUCCGUCUUUAAUUGGCUAUAACUUUUUUAGUUUCUAGCCGAAUCUUAAAAUUCUUUUUUUUCCUUGAAUCCUCAACCCCAAAUAUGUUAUCCAAAUAUGUUAUACAGAGGUAAGUCAUUAGAGCUAUCGGAUUUAUUCUUGGAGUUCAUCUUUUCGGUCGUUUUCGGGUGUUUUUUUUUGGUCUUUUCGGUGUGUUCGAAAAUGGAGUACGGUGUGGAAGAAGAAACUUGGGCUGAGGUUUGGUAUGGCAAGUACGGUUUGCAUAUUUGAUAUCACAAAAUGGGGACGUCUGCGGAUUCAGGGAAAAAAGAAUUUUAAGAUUUGGCCAAAAACUAAAAAGGUUAUAGCCAAUUCAAAUCGGGCCACAAAGAUGCCCCACCCUGUAAACUUUUCGCGGCGGGACCCCAUGUAAUAAAGGUUGCCAAAGAUGAGUUUGAGAAACAAUCGUAAUCCUUAUCCAUCGUUUUUGAACCUAACAGGCAUCAUUCCGUCGCAAACUAAAACAACGAAGGUUUUCGUGGUGAGACUCAAAGUUGAAAAAAUGGUGCCAAAAUUAUCGCUUAAUAAACUACAUGUACAGCUAGAAACGAAUAUCGCUAGGACUCGUUUAAAGCAAUUUCCUAUAGCCCUCUUUGAUUAGUCAGAGGUUUUCGUGACGGGACCCGAAGUUGGAUAACAGUUUUUAUGUAUCAAGAUCAUUGUGGUACUCGUUUCAGCGACGCUCACCUGGUCCACGUAGACGGUGUCCUCUCGAUUAAACAAUCAGCGAAAGUAAGUCGUGUAAUUACAGUAUGAACAAGUUUUUUUUUUAAUUUUGUAGAUACAUGUAUUUAUUUCUAUUAUGACUCUUGCAGGAUACAACUUUUGACCAUCUUGUUAUGGCGUCCAGUCUACCAUCUGAAAACUUUUGUAAGUAAAGAUGACGCACUUUCAAAGGUUUGCAGCUCCAGAAUCAGAACUAUACCUGCCGUUUCGAGAUGCCAUUAUGAUGGAUCAUUGCAGUUUGGAGAUGAUUUCGCCUCGUGACGGUGUUUUAUCGGCAAGUUAUCCUAUAAUUACAAUAUUUCGCACAUUUAUGCAUUUUUUGGCACUUACAACAGAAAGCCAAAGUUAAAAAAUUUUUGGCGGGAACUGAAAUUUCAAAUAUUUUGGCUAAUUUUUUCUCGCUGCAAGUUUUUUGGGAUUUUCGCUCAUUUUUUACAGUCUGCCGGCCCUAUGCAACAGAAUGCCAAGAUUUCAACUUUUUGGCGGGAAAAUAAAGAUUUGAAAAUUUCAUAUUUUCGUGCGCUUUAGGGAGGCUGGAAAUUGUCUACAAUUGUUUUUGGGAGGCUUUUCAAUAACUUAACGACUCUUACAUUGCCACUUUUACAUUUCCUUUAUCGUUUUCAGUCAGGCUCGAUCUACAGCAGAAAAAUCGAAUUGUUGAAACGGAAGAAGAAGAAGUUGUGCUUGACCGGAGAGAAUGGGACCCGAUACUCACAGGUGUAUGACAUGGCAAGUCUUGAAAUUUGAUUCAAAAAGUUUUUUGGCCGCCUUUUGCAAUCUUUUCUUCAGUACCAAAUGAAUGCCUUUUUAAACUUUGAUUACGCUGACGACAUUCAAAGACUUCAAAAGAGAUAUCCCGAUUCCCAAGUCUUGAUGGUCGUCCGCUUCAACAAACGCCCCAAAAAUCCGAAUGGAAGGGCUACGAUCGACGAGAGAGAGGAGUAUUUCAACACUUGUCAUUACUUUUGGCUUGCACAGGAAUAUGUGGAGGUCUUUUGUGUGAUGGCGAUUUUGGUCUUGGUGCUGAUCGGUGGGUUGAUGGCUGCGUUGACGUUGUUUGUGAUGACCUUGGACAACAUGGUCAAGGAGGUCAGAUUGUUGACGGGUGCUGAGAAAGAGUGAGUUUUUUUGAGUGGUCUGUGGUGGGACACAAAGAUUUUUAUGGAUAAUUUAGAGCUUUGAAAAAUGCAGCUAAAGCUCUUUAAAAGGGCCUGAAAAGCAAGCUUUGGUAAAGGCUGUAUGAAUUACUAGAAGCCAUUUAGAACAAUUGAGCGCUUUUCUUGCACUUUGAACGUUUUCGUGGCGGGACCCAUAUUUUCGAGUGGUUGAUUGAGCAUUGAGUAAAAGUAAGCUUUGGUAAAGGCUGUGUAAGCUACUAGAAGCCAUUUAGAACAAUUGAGAGCUUUUCUUGCGCUUUGGACGUUUUCGCGGUGGGACCCAGAUUUUCGAGUAGUUCAUUGAGAAUUGAGUAAAAGUAAGCUUUGGUAGAGGCUGUGUAAGCUACUAGAAGAUAUUUAGAGCAAUUGAACGCUUUUCUUGCACUUUGAAAGUUUUCGUGGCAGGACCCAAAAUUUAGAUCAUCAAUAUGGUACAACUUCGCGUUGGACGAAAAUUGAAAAUUUGGCUGACGUGAUCAAAGCUUUAUUGUUUGCACUGGUUCGAAUGUUUUUCUUUCCAGUUCUUUCCCCAUUCUCCGAUCGCCCAAUAUCAGCAUACAGACUGAAGCGCAGAGCCAGGCGUACACCCCAGCAGGCGGCGGUCAAACCCUGAGGGAGAGAACUUUCUCUAGAGACACUCACGACCCCACCAUGAUUGAAAGAGAACCUAUCGAUGAUAAUGCGACGGCUAACGAAGAAACGGAUCUGAAAACUUCGCAAUUCCCCGGACGAAGAUGA
Messenger RNA from Bursaphelenchus xylophilus (pine wood nematode), 3327 nucleotides. NCBI's taxonomy places the organism in Eukaryota, Metazoa, Nematoda, Chromadorea, Rhabditida, Aphelenchoididae. The record is from the annotation of a GenBank genome assembly.